Messenger RNA from Talaromyces atroroseus, 1059 nucleotides. Its product is annotated as Nitrogen metabolite repression protein nmrA. The transcript is spliced from 2 exons. NCBI's taxonomy places the organism in Eukaryota, Fungi, Ascomycota, Eurotiomycetes, Eurotiales, Trichocomaceae. The coding region runs from base 1 to 1059 and encodes 352 amino acids. The record is from RefSeq and is a predicted model, not a curated record.
AUGACACAACCGCUCAAAACCAUUGCGGUGGUGAACGCCACAGGGCGUCAAGCUGCGUCCCUCAUUCGCGUGGCCUCAGCUCUUGGGUACCGUGUUCGCGCGCACACCCACACGCUGAAAGGAGUCAUUGCAGAAGAGCUGCAAGGCCUGCCCAAUGUCACGCUCAUCAAGGGCGACCUGAACAAUAACCCGUCCCUGAUGGACGAGGUCUUCAGGGGCGCCCAGCUCGCCUUCAUCAACACCGUGUCGCAAGCCGGCGAUGAGAUCGCCAUGGGUCGCGCGCUGGCCGACGCCGCAAAGCGCGCCGGCUCAAUCCAGCACUACAUCUACAGCAGCAUGCCAGACCAUUCCGUGCAUGGCCCCUGGCCCGGCCUGCCCAUGUGGGCGUGCAAAUUCACCGUCGAGAACUACGUCCGCCAGAUCGGUAUUCCAGCUACUUUUGUCUACGCCGGAAUCUACAACAAUAAUUUCACCAGUUUGCCGUAUCCGCUGUUCCAGAUGGAGUUGCAGCCAGACGGUAGUUUUGAGUGGGCGGCUCCUUUCAAUCCAGACGUGCCAUUGCCCUGGCUCGAUGCCGAGCACGAUGUCGGACCAGCGUUGAUCCAGAUCUUCAAGGACGGCCCAAAGAGAUGGAACGGUCAUCGCAUUGCCCUCACUUUCGAGACCCUGUCUCCGAUACAGGUCUGCGCGGCCUUUGGACGUGCGUUGGGCCGGCGGUGCAUCUACCGGCAGACACCCAAGAUCGAAAUCAAAGUCCGAAUUCCCGACGGAUAUCGUGAACAACUCGAAGGACUCGAGAAGCUGUUCGGAGAACUGGAGGCGCCCUAUUUCCCACAGCCGGAGUUCAAUACCCCAGCCGCAGGGUCCCCAAAAGGCCUCGGGCCCGCAGGAGGCAAAGGCGCAGGUGCCGGCAUGAUGCAAGGACCCGGCGGCGUGGUGUCACAACGUGUGACGGACGAAGCGAGGAAGCUGUGGCAGGGCUGGCGUGACAUGGAAGAAUACGCGCGGGAAGUCUUUCCAGUCGAGGAAGAAGCGAAUGGUUUACAAUGGAUGUUGUGA